Messenger RNA from Cataglyphis hispanica, 2110 nucleotides. RefSeq names its product lipase 1-like. Gene Ontology annotation, molecular function: hydrolase activity, acting on ester bonds. Bases 231 to 1802 code for a protein of 523 amino acids. Lineage: Eukaryota; Metazoa; Arthropoda; Insecta; Hymenoptera; Formicidae. The record is from RefSeq and is a predicted model, not a curated record. The transcript has 9 exons. Gene Ontology annotation, biological process: lipid metabolic process.
AUACUUUUUCUCCUCAUUAGCGGAUAAAAAAAUAAUCAUAAAUACACAAUGACGAUUCAUUCUGAUAUAAUAGAAUGAAGCAAAAGACAGUUUGGUGCAGUCACAGUCGCAUUCAUCUCGCUUUCGUAUGAUUUCGCUUUUAUUUUCGAAAAUAUAUAUAAUCCCAAUAAUCCGGAAAACUCUCGAAUUGUUCGCUUUUUUUAUUAUUUAUCGAAUCAUUCAUCGAUGUGAUGAGAUUAAUCGGGAUCGUGUAUUUGCUGUCGUUUUACAAUCGUCUUGAUACGGCGUCGGCGAAUAUAACUCCUGAGUCAAGUAUGUUUAUGAGGACUAGCCAAAAUGAAUUGAACAAUACUGAACUUAAUCCUGAUGUCGAUCUCAACACGCUGGAGGUAAUAAGAAGGGCGGGUUAUCCCGUGGAGGCUCAUGUCAUAACGAUGGAGGACGGCUAUCUCUUGACGUUACAUCGAAUCCCAGGUGGCCACGAUUCCUUACCUGUAUUGUUACAACACGGUCUUUUCAGCAAUUCCGCACAGUGGGUUGUUCUUGACAAAGACAAAGCAUUACCUUACCUAUUAGCGGAUCAAGGAUAUGAUGUUUGGUUAGGCAAUUUUCGCGGUAAUACUUAUUCAAGAGCGCAUAUUUCUUUAUCUCCGUCGGACUCGACAUUUUGGGAUUUCAGCUUCAACGAAAUGGGCAUCUACGAUUUACCCGCGACGAUUACAUUUAUUACAAAUAUGAGAUCGCAAUCACUGUAUACCUACAUUGGUCAUUCAAUGGGCGCAGCUAGUUUUUUCAUAAUGGCAUCAGAGCGUCCGGAAAUCGCUCGAAAGGUGCAAAUGAUGAUCAGCUUUGCGCCAGCGGUUUUCAUGAAUCAUAUGGAAAGUCCGUUACAAUACUUUGUCCCUUUCACGAGGGAGUUGAAGAUGAUAAUGCAGUUUUUCUUCAAUGGUGAAUUUCUUCAAAGCGAUUUAGUAAAAUUUUUUUUUAAAUACGUCUGCGACGAGAACAUCACCGGAGAGUUUUGCUCCAACGUGUUGUUUAUGAUGUUCGGUCAAGAUCGCGAGCAGCUUAAUAGCACUCUGUUGCCCUUCAUUCUGAGUCAUUCUGGAUCUGAAACCUCGUUUAAAACGCUAGUACACUUCGCUCAAGAAGUCCGGUCGGGCAAGUUUCGCAAAUACGAUUAUGGUAGAGCGAAAAAUCUGUUAAUCUAUAAUUCGACGGAACCUCCGGACUACGAUCUCGCGAAUAUCACGACACCAAUCGCGUUGUUUUAUGCCGACAACGAUUUGGGGGUUAUCGCAGAGGAUGUGAAGAGGUUAUACCAUUUACUACCCAACAUAUUGGAUAUGUACGAAGUACCGUGGUCCAAAUUUAAUCACACUCUGUUACCCGUCAUCUUUAGUCAUUUUCCGGCCGGUGGUUCAUUUGAUACGCUAGUACAAUACGUUCAGGGAUUUCAAUCGAACAAGUUUCGUCAAUAUGAUUACGGUAGCGCAAGAAAUCUAUUGAUCUAUAACUCGGUGGAACCUGCGGACUACAAUCUAGCGAAUAUAAUGAUUCCGAUUGCGUUAUUUUACGGCCCUGGCGACACCCUAGAUAAUAUCAUGGGUGUGAAGAAACUUUACCGCAUGUUGCCCAAUGUAGUGGACGUAUAUGAAGUUCCAUGGCGCAAUUUCAAUCAUGUGGAUUUUAUAUGGGCCAAAGAUGCGCGGAAACUCGUAUAUGAGAGAGUUCUCAGGAUCAUGAGAAGCGAGAAUUCAAAUAAUGUUACAUCAAUGAAGAAAUGUUACGCAGGCAAUUAAAAUAAAAGAUGAAUGUUACUCGCUAAACUUUUAGUUAGAUAGAUACAAUUGAGGGUAACUGUAAUCGUCAAACUACAAUGAAAUGUAUCUAAAGAAACAAAUUUUAUAAGAAUUUAGUAUUAUUUAAAAUUUGGACAAAAGCGAAUUAGAAUAAUAGUUUUUAAACAAUAGUUUUUUUGGCGAAUUUUGGACUUGUUGCGAUAAAUCGUAAAAAUUGCGUUAUGAUGUAAGAAAUACAUUUAAAUUAUAAUAUAUUAAUAUAAAGACGAUAAGAGAAAGAUGUUAAAUAAACAAUUAUAAUAUUUAAA